GUGCUCCUCUCUCUCUGUGCACGCGCUGGCUGGUUGGCGGUCGGCUGUCCGAGCGCGAUGGAGGCUCAGCGGUACCUGCAAAUGACGCCGAAUAGGCCAUAGGUCCCGUAUUGAUUCUGGAGGAUGCUCGCACAAUAAUGAUUGUUCUUGAUUUCCGUGUGAUAACGCCAGGAAGUUGUCGUCUGCUCGAGAGGUGCAGACUUGCCUUGAAUAUGCUUGGAAGACGCCCGUCAGUUGGUUGUGCACUAACCCCGGGUUUCAGAGACCAGAAGGCUGUUUCCGCUAAUGAACCGUUUGAACGCUAUUUCUAAUGACUUUAGUGAGAGACACUCACGUGCGGAACUUGGGCUAUGAGCGUUGCCUCUCAUUCACCACUUUCGGGAUAGUUUAGACGCAUGUACUUAACACCUAGUUUGAUCGACACCUGACCCGUUGUGUACCCAGUGGUCCCUAAACAACCAAAUCGAACUGACGUGACUGGAAAACUUCCAAAAUGUGAUCAACGACGAUUAAGAGGCGACCACUUCCAUGAUCGACUUUAGACGUCCACUACGGAAACACCAGACGGCGAUGGAGCAAUGCCGUCGCCAAUUUUGAUGAUAUGGGCUCUACUGUCAGUUUUAGUUGCGGGUACCUGCACAUUCAGCUUCCUUCAACCAUUCUGGUUCAUCCACUUGGACUACACGCACUCCUUUGGGCUGAUCAGCUACUGCUUCGGCAACACCCGCUUCGCCUACUCUCGGGAGACCUGUCUCGCCUAUGGGGGUAAUUUCAACCUGGGGAGCAUUCCCUCUGGGGCGUGGCAGGCCUCGUGUGUGUUGUAUGGAGGGGGGUGUGGACUUCUCUGUCUCGGCGCAUUUAUUGCAAUAUGUGUGGCGAUCAUUCCAGCCGAUUACAGAAAGAAACCAACAAGACUUGCAGGUUACACGCAAACGGUAGCAGUGUUGAUUAUGAUAGCGGGGCUCCUCAUCUACCCACUUGGAUUGGGGUCCAAAUCCUUCCGCGAGUACUGCGGCAACAUGUCUUCCGCCUACUACUCAGGCCAGUGUCUGAUUGGAUGGAGCUACAUGCUUGGAAUUAUGGGAACUGCCCUCGCAAUCUUCUGUCCAUUCUUGUCACAAUUCACAGACAUGAAAGCAAGUGAAAUAUUCGCCUGACCAGUGCUUCUAAAUUGUUUUCAUGAAACGGGACCACUCGCCUCCCGUGGUUUAAUCAACAGAUACACUGUGGUCCUUCUUAUGAUUCUGAGAGCAGUCAUGGGAUGGGACGUUUGCCAAGCUAGGUCACAAGAACGUGAAGAUCAGAAACGACACGAUAAAACUCGUGCAGAAACUCAAAGAUGGUUCGACCCGGAUUCCCAGCCUUGAAUAGCAUCUUUGUAUUAUUCAGCUUUGUUCGAGAUGUGUAGAACGUUAUAUCCUAAUGGGGUGGUGUUUCGGAAUCGCAUGGUCCUACAUUGUCUUCCAUUCGAUGAAUACGCUGUUCAUCAAAGACUCUCAAGCGCUCAACGUCUUUUCAUCGGGAACCAAAUGCAACCACGCUGUCUUGACAAGCAUUCGUCACGACAAAGCGAAUGUGAAUUUUAAAGUCUCCUUAGAGGUGUAUGAAACCGCGGAAUGCAAUAUUAAAGUGAAACCUUUCAUAAAGACGACAUCUGCAUCUUGAAUAUUGAUGCCAUCAGUUUUCAUAGCGGACAGACGAGCUUUAUGUGAAUCGCUUCAAAAGAACGUCCAAACUACAUCAAAUCCUUUUAACAACAUGUAUACAUAAUUCAGUGGCGACCCCUGAUCAAUUUCCAAGGCAGACGGAUUCCACGAAGCCGGUAUUGAAACGCUUGAAUAAUCAAUGACCUUGGUACAGAGUUUGAAGGUGACUCUGUGUUUGGAUGAAGUCGAAAACGGACUUGAAUACCCCGAAGGGUAGAAAGGUUGUGAGCUGUGUACAUAUUUUUCAUGGCGCUUGUCAACAACCAUUGAAAGAAUCAUUUAGAUGUUAGUAUUUAUUUGUCUUCAGUGGACUCAUGGCUGUUUGAAGUUGCCUGACUUGUACUGCUUCGUUGACUUGGUGAAAUGAGGAUUCUUUAGAAUUUUGGGUUCCUCUUGAACAGAGCACCGUGGUGUGUAGCAGGAAACGUCUAUAAAACGUUUCUUGUUUGUAGUAAAUUUCUGCAUGAAAUUGUUACAGUUUCUUUAUUUCCAGAGGUCAUGUUAUGCAACGUAUUUUCUGUGUCCUAAUACAACAUAUUUUUUAAAUCUUUGAUUUAAUUCUAUUGAA
Messenger RNA from Haliotis rufescens (red abalone), 2274 nucleotides. RefSeq names its product transmembrane protein 211-like. NCBI's taxonomy places the organism in Eukaryota, Metazoa, Mollusca, Gastropoda, Lepetellida, Haliotidae. Bases 579 to 1157 code for a protein of 192 amino acids. The transcript is spliced from 2 exons. The record is from RefSeq and is a predicted model, not a curated record. Gene Ontology annotation, cellular component: membrane.